Messenger RNA from Tripterygium wilfordii, 1573 nucleotides. Its product is annotated as stomatin-like protein 2, mitochondrial. Lineage: Eukaryota; Viridiplantae; Streptophyta; Magnoliopsida; Celastrales; Celastraceae. The record is from RefSeq and is a predicted model, not a curated record. The transcript is spliced from 9 exons. Gene Ontology annotation, cellular component: membrane. Bases 98 to 1312 code for a protein of 404 amino acids.
GAACUGUGCCUACUUGCUUGCGGUGAGGGUUUAACUAGGGUUCUUGUCGAGCACUAAGAAACAGAGUCAAUAAUCAAUUCGGAAGAGAAGAAGGUGAAUGAAUUCCAUGUUGAGAAACAAGGCGGUGGCCGAGAUGUCGCUGAGAUAUCUCCGCCAGUCGACUUCGGCGCUGUCGAAUUACCAUCUUCACUAUGCCGGUCUUUCUUCUCCUAUAUUCACCACUCAGAUCCGCCAUCUUCGAACCGGUCGGGAUCCCACCAUCAGCUAUGAGAUUAAGCCUCCGGCGAAUUGGGGAAUCCGGAUAGUGCCGGAGAAAAAAGCCUAUGUGAUUGAACGAUUCGGAAAAUACGUUAAGACUCUCCCUUCCGGAAUCCAUUUCUUGAUCCCUUUGGUCGACCGCAUUGCCUAUGUUCAUUCUUUGAAGGAGGAGGCUAUUCCCAUCCCCGACCAGUCGGCUAUCACCAAAGAUAACGUCAGCAUAUUAAUCGAUGGUGUUCUUUAUGUUAAGAUUGUCGACCCUAAACUCGCCUCUUAUGGUGUUGAGAAUCCCAUUUAUGCUGUUAUUCAGCUUGCCCAGACCACUAUGCGUAGUGAGCUUGGUAAGAUUACCCUUGACAAGACCUUCGAAGAAAGAGAUACCCUCAAUGAGAAGAUAGUGGAGUCCAUUAAUGUUGCUGCAAAAGACUGGGGUCUCCAGUGCCUUCGCUACGAAAUAAGGGAUAUAUCUCCACCUCGUGGAGUGAGGGCAGCUAUGGAGAUGCAAGCAGAAGCAGAACGUAAGAAGAGAGCUCAAGUUCUUGAGUCUGAAGGAGUAAGACAGGCUAACAUAAAUAUUGCUGACGGUAAGAAAAGUUCGGUCAUCUUAGCAUCAGAGGCUGCAAAGAUGGAUCAAGUGAACAGAGCGCAAGGUGAGGCGGAAGCCAUUGUUGCUAAAGCACAAGCAACAGCAGGAGGACUUAUCAUGGUGUCAAAGGCCCUGAAAGAAAGUGGGGGUGUAGAGGCAGCUAGUCUAAGGAUUGCCGAGCAAUACAUUCAAGCUUUCAGUAAGAUUGCCAAGGAGGGCACUACCAUGUUGCUUCCCACUGCUGCUGCCAAUCCUGCCAACAUGAUGGCACAAGCUCUCACCAUGUACAAAAGCUUGAUAGGCAAUGUUUCAAAGGAUACUAUCCCAACAAAUUCGUCUCAGGGAGGCCCAAAGGAUACCAAUCACACCACAGAACCUACAGAAGUGAGUCAGCCAAGUCCGACAAUUGAAGAUGCAGGUCAUCCUAGUGAACCUGUGUUUUCACUUCAGAGGCCGAAGAAUGAAUAAACUAGAUUCCAGCAAUACAUCAUCUGACAUAAACAAACUGUGCUAGCAUUGUGUUGCUGUGCUCAAUGCUUUCAUUGUUGGUAUAAGAUUCUGAUUUCUUCUAAACGGGGAAGGGCAAAAAUUAUUGUGGAUGGUACAAUUGAUAGAAAAUGUUAUUUUCGUUUGCCUUCGCAGUUUGGAACUUGUCUUGUCAAGGGCAUUCAGAAUAUAGGCUUUGGUAAGGAUGAAGAAGGGAUUCAAACUUUCCAUUUACCUUUUUCA